Molecule: messenger RNA, 913 nt
Organism: Manis pentadactyla (Chinese pangolin)
Lineage: Eukaryota; Metazoa; Chordata; Mammalia; Pholidota; Manidae
Gene: SCT
Product: secretin
Exons: 4
Coding region: 444-833 (129 amino acids)
Biological process (GO): positive regulation of somatostatin secretion; negative regulation of gastrin-induced gastric acid secretion; brain development
Cellular component (GO): extracellular region
Molecular function (GO): hormone activity
Source: RefSeq, a predicted model, not a curated record
CCGCCAGCUCAUCCCGGCCUGAGGCCGACCUCCCCGCCCGCCGCCGCGCCCCCGGGGCUCCGGGCCCCUCCGCGGCCGCUCAGCCCGGGUCCUCGACGGGCUCGCCCCGCGCGGCUGCGCUCUGCCUCCGAGUGCGCUCGUCGGGGCUCCGAGGCGUUGCGCGCACUGUACCCGCGACGGCCGGUCCGCCGCCCCCGGCCGCCCCGGGCCCCGGCCGCGCCGGAGCGCCCCCGGCCCGCGCAGGGGCGCCGACGAGGCGAAGGGGGCGGGCGGCCAGCGGGGCGACAGCUGGGGGGGCGGCCCUGACCUUCCUGCGAGAUCGAUGGGGCGCGGCCGGGCUGCGCGUUGCGCCCCCGGCCCGCCCCUCCUGGGCGCGCUAUAAAUGGGGCGGCGGGCCGGUGGCCGGGGCGCUCAGCACCCGCCCAGCCCCCGCCGCGCCCACCAUGGCCGCCGGGCCCUUCCUGCUGUUGCCGUUGCUCCUCCUGCCAGGCUCCGCCGCACGCCCCGCCGCCCCCAGGGCCCCCAGGCACUCCGACGGGAUGUUCACGAGCGAGCUCAGCCGCCUGCGGGAGCGCGCGCAGCUGCAGCGGCUGCUCCAGGGCCUGGUGGGGAAGCGCAGUGAUCAGGACUCAGAGAACAGCACCGCCUGGACCAAGGCUGCCCAGGGCCGCUCCUGCCUGCUGUGGUCGGAAGUGCCUGCCCCUCAGGCCUGGAUCCCCUUGAGGGACCAUCUGCAGAAGUCCUGGUCUCCCCCACUGCCGCCGCGACUGAGCUCUGGGGCAAUGGUUUCAGAGCCGGCCAGCCCUGCUGCAGCGACCCAGAUGGGGCCCUGAUGAAGAAGGCACCUUGCCCCUACCGAUGUGGAGCAGAGCCGAGCCUGGACGGGCAGGUGGAGCGGUUGCGGGGUUGCACU